AUGGACGAGUCUAUGCACACAGACCCUGAACUGCAGGUUUUGACAGAAAGGUGUCGGACUUACCAAGGAACAGCCAAGAUUAACAUCAGCCAGAUUACCCCCCAUCCAUCCAUCUCGCAACAUAUGAACACAAAAAAUGUAGAAAGACUCUGUGAGAUAUUUGACAAAGAAGGCUGUCGAAGACUCGAUAUCUACAACCACGUGAGCGCUGUUGUGUCACGGCAGCAUCUCCAUGAGGCUCUUCAAGCAGGACGAGUAAACGCCGCUGACAUGAUGACUGAUCAACCGAGCCAGUACCCACGCCUCCAUUUCUCCACUGGUUCCAUACAGUGCCUUCAUGGCCAACAUCGAUUAAAGGCUGGAGAACACUAUUUACCAUCGAUCGACCAAUGGUGGACUGUUGACUUGUAUUUGGAUGACAUUAGUCCCGAUCUUCAAACAAGCCUUAUCGAUGAAUAUUCCAACGAGAGAGUUCCAAGCGAUGGUGAGAUUUACCUAAAAGUUCGACAAUAUCGAAAUGAAGCAAAUGCACACUUCGAGAAUCGAUGGUUGGCGCGGCUGUCAGACAACAAAGCCAGGCGGCUUCGCGGACUAGAGUCUCAUCCGAGCGUCCGAGCUGCUUUUGACUCGUUACUCGUCUUGCCCUCCUUGUUGAUACAUGGAAUGCAAAUCGGAUCUCUUCCGCAGGCUCUGGCUAUUUGCUGCGAUGAGGAGAUAGUUCACGCGCUAACUAGGCUACUACAAUAUUGGUCUUCACUCGUGGGACACGAUCGUGCUAGGAUGUUCAAAAUUGACCUUCAUACAGUGGAAAUAUUGCAACUUCUGGCCCCUGGAGUCUCCUCGAAGGAUAGAACCACCGUGAAAGGCCUUGUACACAGUGGUGAAGUCUUUUCAAACUUCACAGAAUCCGAACGGGGCUCGAUUUGGAAGCGAUUAAAGAGGACAGAGGGAAUAAUACCAUCUCUGUAUACGUUCUUCAAAGAUCUCUGGUACCUAGAAUCGUGCGCGAACUGCAUCAAACGACUUUUCACACCUUCCAGAUCUUUCCCAACGAUUAGAACCGCCAUGCGUGCGGCCUUCUUGUCUUUUGAUCCAACAAAUGCGCAGUUCUUGAUACAAACUUCCGAAGCCGGGUUUCGGUCUUACUCGCACUCCCAGGUAGACCCAGCGGAACUUGGAUAUCGUCAAAUAUGGCUCUAUGCUAUGCGUCACUACCCAAAAUUAUCCAAAAAGCCACAGAAGAAAGAUUCUACGGCGAAGCCUAAUCGUGACGUGGUGGAUCCUAUGAUACUGUACGAGAUGGCUGUACUCGCAAAGAGACUUGGGUUUCAGUCGCCACAAAUUGAGGAGCUCAUCCAGCAGUCGCCAGAUCGGCAAAUUGCGCAAGAUGCUCUUUUGAGAGCCCGUCGACCAGAUCGUUAUCGGUACAAUAGGGAAGAAAUUGAGUCUCUGAUCAACAAAGUCACUGAGUGCUUCUUGAGGGCCGUCCUUCUUGACGAUAAGCUUCCAGUACAAUUCGUUCGUGGAAGGGAAUCCAAGAAAGAAUCUCGAUGUGGGCAUCCGCAAACCGAAGCCCAAUUGCAAGAUUGUCAAUUCCUUUUCAUCGACCAACUCCAUGACGAUACUCUCCAAAGGGAACGAAAAGCUACUUCCACUUUGGUGAGGAGGAGUGUCUACUUUACCUUCUUCAGCAAGCUGUCAAUGCCCCGUGAAAAUAACGACACAGCGGGUAGAUCUUCAACUCCAGACUUGCCAAUGUCCCCGCUUUUUAUUCUGAGCAAUUGUUCGCCGCAAGGUGAAGGAGAACAGUUUGGGUCUGCGGGUACAGGAGCCGGGCAGGAUAGCAACUUAGAGCGGCGACGCUUGAAAGAUGCCCGCCGAGAAAGACGUCAGCAGAAGCAAGCGAAGAAGCUACAUAGGCAACAGCGCCGACAGCAGCGAAGGCACCGAUCCUCACGUGACGACCGUCAUCCUACGCCUUAUUCCAGGAACUCAACAUCAUCUCCUGGGUAUGGCGACAAAAUCGCGCGCAUUGAUUCGGAAGACAGCCGGAUAGGAGAUAUAGUGGAGCCAGCAUCCGGAACAGCACUUGGAUUCGUUGGAAGUAGCGAGCUUAUUGAAGGGGAUCAUGGUUUCAGCAACUAUGAAGGAUCAGAACACAGUCACGAUAGAUUUGGAUUUGCCCCCUCGAGACCUCCCUUGGCGCCGCCUUCUAUUGGGUCAAGGUAUAUCUCUACAGAAUUACAAGAACUUCCAGAAUCAACGGUCUCGCACGGCCAAAUUUCCUUGAUGCAACCCCUACAGUCACCAGGAGAGUUUCGUUUGACAUCUAUGACCUCUUUACCACCACACCCAGAUAUGGAAUCGCAUGAGAUGCAACAACACCUCCUCGCCCCUGGAUUUGAAGGUCACGACUCUAUGGCACCAACGGGCAAGGAAAACAAGAUCCUCGGUCUUGCUGAUGUCGAGGACGAGCAGCCACGAGGAGGGAGUGAGGAAAACAUAUCUGGGCGAGAAUCUUUGAAGGAUGUCAAUAUGGAAGCGCACGCAAGCGAACAAGAGAAUGAAGCGGCAGAAACAGCAGCGCAGCUUUCUUCAUCGGAAGAAGUUGAAAGAGCACUGGCAAUUUUAGAAGGACGUGGGGCACCGGAGAUUAUAUCGGGCCCCUCUAGGACUGUGGUCACCAAAAGUGCGGCGCUGCGAGAGAGCGCGAAAUUCGAACCAUACGACCGCACGCAACGGCGCCAACAAACCCGCAAGAUAUCCAUUCCACCACAGGAAACUCUGGAGCAGGAUAUAAACGCACUGCUACGAACGGCUGAUCAAGCACAGACAGCAAGACCUGGUACUCAAAUUGAUUUCCUCAAAGCACAGUAUCAUCCUUUGUUGGAGAUGAAUGGAGAGCAAAGUUCGUGGCCCGUGGCUAGUCAAGUUGGCCUGACUCAGAACCAGCAACAAAUACCGGACGAAAGAUCAGACUCAGUCGAGUUCGAACCGCAGCCAGAAAUUUCAAGCCCGAUCAACCAAAACUCAGAACCCCAUGGAAGGAUGAAUAUUCGGUCGGAACAGGAAGAACAGUUGUCGGAGUCUGUACUGCUAGACGCUUCGCCGCAGGUUCAUGCCAUAGCCGUUGCUACGCAGAAGGACACUCUGGUAAAGCCACCCUCUUCGUCACUACCACGAGAGUCUUCCGCGCAGACCGAUACGCGCACACGAGUGGAAACAUUUAGGUCAGACAAGCUGCCCGAGGAACAAGACGAAUCUCCUGAGCGAGGAGAAGGAGCGAGCGAUGCAGCCAAGCAUUCUGUAACAAUCACGUUCCGUGCACGUGAUGAACACGGCGAUUGGAAUCGCUUGGUCCGCCAAAUGGUGGUCGAUCCAUCUGACCCCUCUCCUGUUGGGCGAAUGGCGUCCAAAAAUGCGCGAGAACGUCAGGCAACGUUUUAUGACCAGAAUCUACGGCAGGUCCCACCGGGGCAGUGCUUUGAUGCGGCUAUCGAGGAUGGCACGAACACAAUAUUCAUGACAUUCGGCGACGAUCUGGUUGUGAGUGAAGAGACGGUGAAUUCGAUCGCACGAGUACUUGAAGCCGGUAGUGAUGAUGAUCGGCCGACAAAGCGCCGGCAGUAG
This is a messenger RNA of Penicillium nucicola, 3630 nucleotides long. RefSeq names its product DUF3723 domain-containing protein. Lineage: Eukaryota; Fungi; Ascomycota; Eurotiomycetes; Eurotiales; Aspergillaceae. The record is from RefSeq and is a predicted model, not a curated record. The transcript is spliced from 3 exons. The coding region runs from base 1 to 3630 and encodes 1209 amino acids.